Rotaria sp. Silwood2 is the source of this 3727-nucleotide messenger RNA. Lineage: Eukaryota; Metazoa; Rotifera; Eurotatoria; Philodinida; Philodinidae. The record is from the annotation of a GenBank genome assembly.
UAACAGUUUAUUUUAUUUAUUAUAAAAACAAAAUGAUAUAAAUAGGCUAAAAAUAAGUGUCGAAAACGUUACAUCUUUCAACACCAUACAUAGCAGAUCAAAUCAGAAGUUCAACAUUGACUAAAUUGAAAAUUUCCAAGACGAUUCUCUAGGUAUCUAUUUGUCUAGUAAACUAUAUUGAAUGAAUUUAAUAAAGAGAAAUGUAGUCAUUUGAAAAUGAAUGAAUGAUACCGAUUUAAUAAUAUUAUUUCGAUUACAUAUUUAGUUAACAUUGAAUUAAUAUUAUUAGAAAUAAACAUAUAUAUGAAUGAUAAUAUGAGAAAAAAUAGUUACACAUCUAAUUUCUUGUCAUAGCGUUAACUAUAUCUCCGAGAUGAAGAAUCAUAAUUAUGAACGCUUUCAAGGUUUCCUUUGUCUUACCUCGAUCUAAUCAUAGCCAAAACAUGAGCUUGAAAACUUUACAUCAGUUGAGAUACUACUACUCUUGUUAAAUAAACUUGUAUAAAAAAAAGAAUAUUCUUCUUUUAUAUAUGUCAUUUCUGUUCUUGUGCAUAUGAUGCAUACACAUAAUUUCUUCGAACUAUAAUACCAGAAAAUUAUGUUCAUUAUGAUCAUGAUUGUAAAAAAAAAGAGAUCUAUGUAUGUAACUUUGAAUGCUCUUAAAUGUGGUUUUUAUUGAUGAAAUUGUUCCAAAAUUCACUGCUGCAAAACUGGUCGAUGUUUAACUUCUACUAUUUCUUUAUUUCGAUGAAAUGAUAGAUAGAAUGCUAGUACGAUUAUAAUCAGUAAUAGAUUAGAAUGAUUAUAAAAUCUAUGUACAUUUAGAAUUUAAUAUGUAUUUCUUUUUAUUUUGAAAGGUAGCUUUAAUUUUAUAAAAUCAAUCUCAAGAAAAUAUUAUAAUUUGAUACAAUUGGACAUGAUUAUAUUGCUAAGAUGGAGAUUUUUUUGUCAUCAUAGAUGCUAUUAGCUUCAAAGUUUACAAUAAUUAAGCACUAAAUUGAUAGAAUAAUCUAACAAAACAUUGAAAAAAUUUGCUCUUACUAUAUGCAAGAAGUAUGAAUUUAAAUUGUUUCAAAAUUUCUGAGACACCCUAUAUCAUUUUUACGAUAUGAAUUUUUACAAAGAGAUAAUUUCGUUUUCAUCUUCAUAGUGACAUCGAUAUCCUUAAUGCUUCUAUUUAGACUUCGUCUACAUUUUCAACAAUUUCAUUUUAUUACUAUGCAUACGUAACACAAUACAAUGCCCAUAGUGUGGGAAUAUCUCAUAUUGUGUUUGGAUAUGGAAUAUACAAUAUAUAGUUUGGAAAACAUCUGUAUGAACAAAUUUGAAAUGAUUUGACUUUGUUUUUACUCUUCUUGACGUAACAUUCCAUUUAGAACUUUAGUAGUUCAAUUGUAAAUUAUUGGUCAUUUCAAAUGGCAUGGAUUUAAGUGAUCAAUAAAAUAGAUGGUAUGAUCAGUAAGAAAAGAUAUUAUAAAAUCGGUUGAUUGAAUGAAUGAUCAGUUAUAUAUUGAAGUACCAGUAAACUAUUUAAGUGAUCAGUUAUUAAAUGAAAAGGCUAUGUACAGUAAAACCUCCAUAAAUGGGCACCUCUAUAACAAGGGCACCUCCCAUCUCUCAAAGUGGACACUGUCUUUUACGAUGCACUCUACAAUUGAACCUCUCUUGUAUGGGCAUUUACAAUGAAUAUACCAAUUAUUACACUAUUCUUUUUCGUUUCGUCGCUCUUUGUUAUUCUGUGAAUAGGAGAGAGAAAAGUUCCGUCCGUCGUAACAAACAAAAUAACUCAUCUCUACAGUUCUAAUUGUCUAGUCAGUGAUAAAAAGAGUAUAAAUAGUCGUGUCAUUUGUUGUUUUUUUUUAAAAUCAUUGAAAAAUGACUUCGUGCCAUUAUGUUUCACUUGAUAAGAAAAUUGCAUUGAUCAAAUAAUACAGAGAAUCCAUUCACAAUUGAAGAUGUUCAUCACGAUCAAGACUCCAAAGAUACUAAAAUUAUCGAAGAACAACCUCCAUCAGUCAUUGAGUCCUUUGAAAUGGUUCGAAAACUGCAUCUACUCGCCUGUACUCGUGAACCAGAACUUCAUCGAUUCGUCGCUGCUUUAAAGUCAAAACUAGUCGACAUUUACAUUGAUGGAAGCAGUAAGAAGCAAACCUCAAUCACAAAAUAUUUUCAAAAAACUUCAUUGUAAAUAAGGUAAUAGAAGAUAAACUUAGUUGAAAAAAGAUUCUAAUCGACAAAAGUGCAAUUUUAAUACAAUCAAAAUACUAAGAGCGAAUCGAGAACAUAUAAGUAGGACUGCUGUUUAUGGUUUAGCUGGUGAAUAACGUACUAGUGGUCGAUAUAUGUAAACUCUAUAAUACGGGCACCUCCGUAAGGUGGGCGAUUUGAAAAAGUCCCAUUGGUGUCCAUCUAAGGGAGGUUUUACUGUAUAUCUGCCAAGUGCAGCAUACGUAUGCUUUUCUUUUUUUCUCUCCCUCACGUUUAUCAUUGUGUUAACAAGUAAAAAAGAUGCCAGUGGUCCAAGUUGCUAAAUAUGUGAACGAUUUAUCAGAGGAAGAAGUCCAAGAAGAAAAUAAGAAACAGCAAAAGGAAAAAAAAAAGAACAAAAUAUUGGAUUAAAGAAGCGGUGUUUGAUAAUGCCGUUAAAGCCGAAGCAUCACUUGGAAAUAUAUGGUCAAAACAUUAUACAAACUAUUCAGAAAUUGGAAGAAAAGUUUAUUACAGAUCUAGAAAAUCAAAACUACGUGGUCCUCAAUGUAGUGCAGGUGUUUAUUUAUUCUAUUAUGUAGAGAGUGAUCAAGUUUCUGUUUAUAAAACUGAAGCUGACCACGAGCAUCAUGAAGGAAACGUGCGUGGUAUUGAUGAAAAUGUGAAGAAAUGUAUUGAAGAUUUAUUUAAUGAUGGGAUAACGAAACCAAAACAAAUUAUUCGUGCAUUACAAACAAGAAAUUUUGAAUUACCAUCAUAUGUACAAAUUAAAAAUUUUUUUGUUCAAUAUAAAAAAAAGAAAUUUGGUUCAUAUAUUGUAAGUUUAGGUGAAUUAGAACAAUGGUGUGAACAGAAUGUUAAUAUUCUAACUGAUGAAAAUAAAUACUUUGUUGUUUCGUAUAAAAUAAUGUACAGUGAUGAAGAAGAUGAAAAUGAAGAAGAUGAGGAAGAUGUUGAUGGAAAUAAAUUUCGUGUAUUUUUAUCAUCUGUACGCUUGCUCAAUAUUGCAUCAAUAUCAUCACAUAUACAUGCUGAUGCAGCAUAUAAAUUAAUUUGGCAAGUUUUUCCAGUACUUAUAACUGGAACAACUGAUUUAAAGAAGGUUUUUCAUCCAUUUGGAUUAGCUAUAUGUUCAAAUGAAAAAACGGAAGAUUUCGAAUUCAUUUUUAAUAGUAUACAAAUUGGCUUGGAAAAAACUAAGAAAGAUUUACUUAAAUCAUCAGCAUUAGUGUCUGAUACUGCCGAUUCGAUUAAAAAUGGUUUUAAGAAUGUAUUUAAAGAUGGGUAUAAUCAAAUUAUGUGUUGGUCGCACAUGAAAAGGAAUGUUCAAAAUCAUAUAUGUUAUAUAGAUGAUAAAGCUGUUGCUGAUAAAAUUAUGAAUGAUAUUGAAAUGCGUCAGUUAUCUAAUUCAAGCACUGUAUUCGAAUUAGUAUUAACAUUAUUCAUGAAGAAGUGGAAGACAAACAACAGCCAAAAAAGCCAAUCAAUCAUAGAUUUUUUAGAUUAUUUUAAUAAUUAA